CGGACCCAGUCUGUUAGCAGCGUAGCGCGCGUUCGGCACGGUAGAGACGAGCCAACCGUCGUUUUAUAUAUCCGAAUCAAUACAGAGGCAAAGUAGUCGUUAUCGUUUUGUGUGUGACUUAUAUCUGUUAGAGUAAGGAGAUAUUUCUGUUCGGAAGUUGAGUCAAAUCGAGUCAUCGUCGAUAAGAGUCGCACUCGGGAGGACGAGCGAUAUACCGGCGAACAAAGGAACCCUUUUCUCACAGAAACAACUCCUCGAUUCCCUUUAGUUAUGAGUCAUGUGGCCGUUGAAAAUGUCCACGGUCUAGACCAGCAGCUUGCUGUCCUAGACUUGAACUCUGAUGUACAAGGAGGAGGUACUGGCAGACGCUACAUUCCACCUCACUUAAGGAACAAAGAUGUUUCCAAAAACGCAGGGGCUUUCUCCUCUGGUAGACAGAGCGCUUAUUCAGUGCCACCAGGAAGGAGCUACUCUCCAGCAGGAUGGGACGGUGGACGCAGCAAUGGGUUUGUGAAUGGAUACCACGAUGGCCGGGAUGGCCGCGUGAACGGGAGUGGAGCUUUUGGUAACCGCGGGUCCCUCCGCAGUGAUCGCGGAGGCAGAGGGGGCUUCAAAGGCCGAGGCGGGGCCUACAACCCCAUUCAGCCUGUGCAGAACACAGGCUUUGGCUAUGAAAACAAAGAUGGAGGUGGAUGGAACACUCCCAAAGAUAACGCCUACAAUAGCUUCGGUGGGCGUUCUGACAGGGGCAAGUCUGCUUUCUUCAGCGAUCGCAGCUCCUCUUCCAGAGGAAGGUAUGAACGUGGGGGCUUCGGCGGUGGCGGGAACAGCCGCUGGGUGGAGGAGUCCAGAGACGACGAGGACUGGUCCAAACCUCUGGCUCCCAACGAAAGGCUGGAACAUGAGCUUUUCUCUGGAAGCAACACGGGGAUUAACUUUGAGAAAUAUGACGACAUUCCUGUUGAAGCCACGGGCCACAACUGCCCUCCACACAUUGAGAGUUUCCAUGACGUGGCUAUGGGAGAGAUCAUUAUGGGUAAUAUCACCCUUAGUCGCUACACACGACCGACUCCUGUUCAGAAACACGCAAUUCCCAUCAUCAAAACCAAGAGAGACCUGAUGGCAUGCGCACAGACAGGUUCUGGUAAAACCGCUGCUUUCUUGCUGCCGGUACUGAGUCAGAUCUACACAGACGGCCCCGGGGACGCCCUGCAGGCUGCAAAGAGCACCGGCCAGGAGAACGGGAGGUAUGGGCGUCGUAAGCAGUAUCCCAUUUCUCUGGUUCUGGCUCCGACUAGGGAAUUGGCCCUCCAGAUCUACGAUGAGGCCAGAAAGUUUGCCUACCGUUCGCGAGUUCGUCCAUGCGUGGUCUACGGAGGGGCCGACAUCGGCCAGCAGAUCCGUGACCUGGAGCGAGGCUGCCACCUACUGGUGGCUACACCCGGCCGUCUUGUAGAUAUGAUGGAGAGGGGCAAGAUCGGCCUGGAUUACUGCAGUUACUUGGUCUUGGAUGAGGCGGACAGGAUGCUGGACAUGGGUUUCGAGCCGCAGAUCCGGCGUAUUGUGGAGCAGGACACCAUGCCUCCCAAAGGCCUGCGGCAAACCAUGAUGUUCAGUGCCACCUUCCCCAAGGAGAUCCAGAUCCUGGCACGGGACUUCCUGGAAGACUACAUAUUUUUGGCUGUGGGCCGGGUGGGCUCCACCUCAGAGAACAUCACCCAGAAGGUGGUCUGGGUGGAAGAGAGUGAUAAGAGGUCAUUCUUGCUCGACCUUCUGAACGCCACAGUCAUACCAAGCGAGGUUCAGGACAGUACUGGGGAAUGCAGAGAGAAGCCUGGCAAAGACUCUCUGACUCUGGUAUUUGUGGAGACUAAAAAGGGCGCCGACGCAUUGGAGGACUUCCUGUACCGCGAAGGCUACGCCUGCACCAGUAUCCAUGGCGACCGCUCGCAGCGUGACCGAGAGGAAGCGUUGCACCAGUUCCGGUCAGGAAGAUGUCCGAUCCUGGUGGCCACCGCGGUGGCCGCUCGAGGCCUAGACAUCUGUAACGUCAAACACGUCAUCAACUUCGACCUGCCCAGUGACAUUGAGGAGUACGUCCACCGCAUCGGCCGAACCGGUCGCGUCGGCAACCUUGGCCUUGCCACCUCCUUCUUCAAUGACAAAAACAGCAACAUCACCAAGGACCUGCUGGACAUCCUGGUGGAGGCAAAACAGGAAGUGCCGUCAUGGUUGGAGAGCCUGGCUUACGAGCACCAGCAUAAGAGCAGCACCCGUGGCCGUGCAAAGAGGUUCUCUGGAGGAUUCGGAGCAAGGGACUACCGUCAGACCAGCAGCAGUUCAAGCGGCGGAGGCUUCGGCGGCCGCGGCAACCGUAACGCAGGGAGCCACGGCGGAAACCGCGGCUUCGGUGGUGGUAAGGGUGGAUUUGGAAACUUCUACAACAGUGACGGCUAUGGAGGAAACUAUUCUCAGGUGGACUGGUGGGGAAACUGAGCUGUCGGUGUCCCCCACAUCCCCACAAUCUCUCCCAACUCACUCCCCUUUACCCAGUGGCUCUCCAUGCCCAACUCACUGAACAGAAACCACAUGUAACCUAGCCACACUUGUACCCUGUGUAGCUUUGAAGAACUCAAACAGUACAUUACCAGCUGUGAUUCUCUGAGCACGUACUGAACUGGAGUUGCUUGGGGGGGGGGGGCGCAACGCUGGGAGCCGCCUCCAGACCAGCUCGUCUGUCUGUACGAGGAAAAAGAGAGGCAGAUUUUUGCUUGAUUAGGAUCUUAUGACUGGUUUUCCAUUACAUGUCAUUACUUUCGUUGUAGUAAAUGAGAAUCAUUUGUGUGUUAAUGUACUGUGCCUUUAGACUUACCUUUUUGUUCCUUUUUAAACAUCAGACUGGCUGACACGUGGCCAUGAUUGAGUUUUUAUUGUUCCUGCUUUUCUGUUUUUGUUUGUUUUUUGGGUUUUUUUUUCCUGAAUAUUUUGGUUUUUGAAAGAAUGAAAUUUAAGCUUGUGCUUAAUCAAACCUUGGCAAACACCAGGAUGAUCUGACUGAGUCACAAUCUCGUUCUGAACUUCAAAUUUGUCACAGGGGUCUCUGGGCUACUGUCACACAGGGCUUGGGCCCCUCCCUCCGUUGGCUUGCACCCUUGUUUGGCAAGGCAACAAAGAUGUGAAAUUAAAAUGUUAAUCGUGCUCACUCUAUCCUGGAGAGUUACCUCUUAGGGACGUGGUAGUCGUAUGAAAAAAGAAAUACCAAGCCAUUCCAGUGUAUGAUCUCUAUGGCCACAGUCAUUUGUGAACAGUGUGGUGCUAACCCUUAGUCCUAAUCCCCAUCCGUUUCACGCCAGCAUCUGGACACUCGGCGCUGGAACGCACCCACUGGUGAAAGCGUAACAUUUCAGGUAGCUAGUUCAGUACCGCCAACUAGCCAUUUUGGAGGAGUGGAGUUAAGUUGCUCAUUCUGUUUCAUACUUGAACUAUUGUGGAAGUGGCAAUUGGUUUUUGUUUUUUUUACUUAUGAAAUAUUUCUUGAAAUUAAUUCAAUGGACUCCGCGUUACAGCCAUCGUGGAUUAAACUCAAAAGGCCACAUUAGCACCACAGUGUCAGAGUGGACCGGCGCCAGGCCUGGCCUCCUCUGCAGGAACUCCCAUGCUAGUGUUCUUGUUUUUUGGUCAAGGAGAUUAUAUUCAGACAAAUUUCUGCAGCAGGCUUUUUUUUGUUGUUGUUGUUAAACAUAACAUCAAACAGAUUUUUUCCUUUUCCUUUUUUCUUUUUUUUUUCCCCAAGCUGCGUUGAAUUUUGAAAAGGCAUCCUCGGGCUCGCGUUAGAGACAUGGCUCCCCUGUGAAACCCCGUAAGUGGUGGCUUCCUGGGGCUGGAAUAAUGUACACCAGUGCAGUUGUGGCAUAACACUUUUUUUCUCUCUCUCUCUCUCUCUCUCUCUCUCCCUCCCUCUAUUUUUGGGUUGUUUUUUGUUAUCGUUUGUUUUCUUUUUUUUUUUUUUUUUGGUACUAGGUAAGGUUUCCAUGGCAUCCUGGCCAAAGACAGGGUUGCAAUUGCCCGUCCGGCACAGGGGGCAGCGGACUCGCCGGCAUGGCCGGCGGGGGCUUAGCUCUCUCCCUGACAGCAGGAGAGGGGGCAGGAUACUACAUUAAACUGAAGUGCAAUAGAUUUCCUCUCAAGUGUGUUGUGCCUUUUGACAUUUUAAAGAAGUUUGAAAGAAUGAACUGAAGCGUCUGCACUGACAGUAUUGUGGUAACUUGAGACGAGUGGUGCUAUUUAGGUCUACGCCCGUGUGUGUUAUGCCCAUCAAGUUUUACAAAAAAGUGAUUUUAUUGCACAUCUAGAGUUUUAUAUCAAAUGCCUUGAGUGCGUGUCCUUAAGCUUCCAAAUAUUGUGUGUGAAGACUGUAAAAAUAAUUUUAAAAAAACGCAGCUUGUUUACAAACGGGGAAGGGUUCUCAAUAUUUAACCAGGACUGAAUUGGGACCAGGGAAUCGGCAGUGGGCAAUUUAGCUAUUUGCACACAGAUUACUAGAUUCUACUUUUGCUGCUAGUUUGUGUAAUUUAUUAAGCAUUUUUGAGAAAUAUUUAUUUUUAUAAGCCUAAAAGUGAUAGUUUCAAGUAACUUGACCAAAAGACAGUACAAAAACACUGGCACUUGAAUGUUGAAUGUCACCCGUAUGCGUGAAAUUUCUAUUUUUCGGGGUAGUGUGAGCUUUUUAAUGUUCAAGGUCAUUUUAGACUUGUCAAAAUCCUCACCUGUAGUCUCAUGGCCAAAAAUGUCUAUUAUACUUAAUUGGCAGCCAAAAUUUGAGAGCUAAAAACCAUGCCAAGGUUUGGACAAAGGUAAUCAAAACAUUUUUCUAAAUAUAUCUACCAGUACAAAGUGUCCAGAUUGUCCAAAUUUGUUUUACUUUUCCCCCUUUUGUGUUUUGUUCGGUUUUUGUUUUUUUUCUUUCUUUCUUUUAAAUUAAAAAACAAAUAAAAAUACAUUUUCUUUCCCCCCAGUGAAUGUCUGGCACACGGCAAUCUUAAGGAAAAAAAAAACCACAAUUCUCUAUUGUUGCAUUUGCAGAAACUGGGCAUUUGAAAGCAUUGUUCUCUGACUGGUUUGGUGGUAAAUUCAGUCAGUCUUAAUUAAAAGGCGCUUGCUGAAAAGUUUAUGUGCAUUUACAGAAGAAAUUGCAGGCUUUUGAUUCACCAAACCAUGCCAAAGAACAUGAGUUGGAGCCCUUAGACUUACUUUUGCUUUAUGUACUAGUUUAGAAGCUGUGCACUGCACGAGGAAACUGUAUGUUUAUUGUAUAAUUUUACCAAAAUAAAGUUUGAAAUGUCAAAUCAAAUGGCUGUCUGCAGAAA
This is a messenger RNA of Electrophorus electricus (electric eel), 5366 nucleotides long. RefSeq names its product DEAD-box helicase 3 X-linked b (gene ddx3xb). The record is from RefSeq and is a predicted model, not a curated record. NCBI's taxonomy places the organism in Eukaryota, Metazoa, Chordata, Actinopteri, Gymnotiformes, Gymnotidae. Gene Ontology annotation, molecular function: ATP binding; RNA helicase activity; nucleic acid binding.